Molecule: messenger RNA, 3061 nt
Organism: Polypterus senegalus (gray bichir)
Lineage: Eukaryota; Metazoa; Chordata; Cladistia; Polypteriformes; Polypteridae
Gene: dnm2a
Product: dynamin 2a
Exons: 22
Coding region: 187-2853 (888 amino acids)
Cellular component (GO): microtubule; membrane; cytoplasm
Molecular function (GO): GTPase activity; microtubule binding; GTP binding
Source: RefSeq, a predicted model, not a curated record
GUCGGUUGUCGGCUGACCGGACGGGAGAAGUUUGGAUUCUGUCUGUGGAGUUUUUUCCCCAGCUUGUCUCCUGCGCGGUUACUGAAGUGCUGCUCAGUUUUGCCGAUUCCCGACGAACACAUCCGUUUUGGAAUCGGAAGGAUUUUUACUUUCUUACUGUUGAAUAAGAAAAGCCCAGCGGCAGCAAUGGGGAACCGGGGGAUGGAGGAGCUCAUUCCCCUGAUCAAUAAACUGCAGGACGCGUUCAGUUCGAUCGGGCAGAGCUGCAACCUCGAUUUGCCGCAGAUCGCCGUGGUCGGAGGGCAGAGCGCCGGCAAGAGCUCCGUGUUGGAAAACUUCGUGGGCAGGGAUUUCCUUCCCCGUGGAUCAGGGAUCGUUACAAGGCGGCCACUCAUCCUGCAGCUCAUCAAUGCAAAGACAGAACAUGCAGAGUUUCUGCACUGCAAGGGAAAGAAGUUUGUGGACUUCGAUGAGGUCCGGCAGGAAAUCGAAGCAGAGACGGACCGCAUCACUGGGACAAAUAAAGGGAUUUCGCCCGUUCCUAUCAACCUGCGUGUCUACUCUCCGCACGUGCUAAACUUGACCCUGAUUGACCUGCCGGGCAUCACAAAAGUGCCAGUGGGAGACCAGCCGGCGGACAUUGAGUACCAGAUCAAGGACAUGAUCAUGCAGUUCAUCAGCAGGGAGAGCUGCCUCAUCUUGGCCGUCACUCCUGCCAACAGUGACCUGGCCAAUUCAGAUGCCCUCAAGCUCGCCAAGGAGGUCGAUCCACAAGGCAUGCGGACAAUCGGUGUCAUCACAAAGCUGGACCUGAUGGACGAGGGGACAGACGCUCGUGAUAUUCUGGAAAACAAGCUGCUGCCCCUCCGCAGAGGGUACAUCGGAGUGGUGAACCGGAGUCAGAAGGACAUUGAUGGAAGGAAGGACAUCCGCGCCGCACUGUCAGCAGAAAGAAAGUUUUUCUUGUCCCACCCAGCCUACAGACAUUUAGCUGAGCGCUUGGGGACCCCCCACCUUCAGAAGACCCUGAACCAGCAACUGACCAACCACAUUCGGGAGACGCUCCCCGCACUGCGCAGUAAACUGCAAAGCCAGCUGCUGUCCAUGGAGAAGGAGGUGGAGGAGUACAAGAACUUCCGACCCGACGACCCGACCCGCAAAACUAAGGCGCUGCUGCAGAUGGUCCAACAGUUUGGAGUGGACUUUGAGAAGCGAAUUGAAGGGUCAGGUGAUCAGGUGGACACCGUGGAACUUUCCGGAGGAGCCAGGAUUAACCGAAUCUUUCACGAACGGUUUCCGUUUGAACUUGUGAAGAUGGAAUUUGAUGAGAAGGAGCUGCGGAGGGAGAUCAGCUAUGCAAUUAAGAACAUUCAUGGAGUCAGAACGGGGCUGUUCACGCCGGACCUCGCUUUCGAAGCCAUCGUGAAAAAGCAGAUAAUAAAGCUGAAAAACCCGUGUUUGAAAUGUAUCGAUCUGGUCAUUCAGGAGCUGAUCAAUACGGUCAGGCAGUGUAGCAACAAGCUGGGCUCAUAUCCACGAUUACGAGAGGAGACGGAGCGCAUUGUCACACAACACGUGAGGGAACGGGAAGGCCGGACCAAAGACCAGGUUCUACUACUGAUCGACAUCGAGCUGUCCUACAUCAACACCAAUCACGAAGACUUCAUCGGCUUUGCCAAUUUAGACUUGCAGAAGUUCAGAAAGCUGGAAGAGAAUUUGAUGCCAGCUUACCCCAACAGUGCCCAGCAGAGGAACACCCAGCUGAACAAGAAGAGGGCCAUGCCUAACCAGGGUGAGAUCCUGGUGAUUCGACGGGGUUGGCUCACCAUCAACAACAUCAGCAUCAUGAAGGGAGGCUCCAAGGAGUACUGGUUUGUCCUGACCGCAGAGUCCCUGUCCUGGUACAAAGAUGACGAGGAGAAGGAGAAGAAGUACAUGCUGCCUCUGGAUAACCUGAAGAUCCGGGAUGUGGAGAAAGGCUUCAUGUCCAACAAACACAUCUUUGCCAUCUUCAACACAGAACAGAGGAACGUCUACAAGGAUCUGCGGCAGAUCGAGCUGGCCUGCGACUCCCAGGAAGACGUGGACAGCUGGAAGGCCUCCUUUCUACGAGCUGGCGUCUACCCCGAGAAAGACCAAGUGGAGAAUGAUGAAUCGGGGCCGGUGGACACUUUCUCCAUGGAUCCACAGCUGGAGCGCCAGGUGGAGACGAUUCGUAAUCUCGUGGAUUCCUACAUUGGCAUCGUUAACAAGUCCAUUAGGGAUCUUAUGCCAAAGACCAUCAUGCAUCUCAUGAUUAACAAUACAAAAGAAUUUAUCACCUCAGAGCUCCUGGCUUACCUGUACUCCAGUGGGGACCAAAACAGCCUAAUGGAGGAGUCGCCGGAACAGGUGCAGAGACGGGAUGAGACGCUUCGCAUGGUCCACGCCCUGAAAGAAUCACUCAAGAUCAUCGGAGACAUCACCACCUCCACCGUCUCCUGCCCGGUGCCCCCACCGGUGGACGACACUUGGCUUCAGAAGGAUACCAGCCCAACGCCACAGCACCGACCCACCGGAAUAUCACAGCCUCCGAACCGCCCCCCAGCAGUGAGAGGUCCUACGCCAGGGCCGCCCAUGAACCCCACGCCAGUUGGCCUACCCUUCGGAGUGCCACCCAUCCCGAGCCGGCCGGGCCCCAUGACAUCCUACAGCUCGGCCAAUCAGGAUCCCUUCAGCGCUCCUCCACAGAUCCCCUCACGGCCAGCCCGCAUCCCACCAGCUGCGCCCCCUGGCAUUCCCAGCCGGAAACCACCUGCAGCUCCCAACCGGCCCACCAUAAUCCGCCCGGCGGAGCCCUCCUUACUAGACUAAAAUACCGGGAGACAGACAGACAGACAGACAGACAGAAAGACACACAGACAGCGCGGCGUUGCUAGUGAGGUGUCACUCUCGGGGAGGGGACGGACAGAUCAUGUGACUGGGAGUUCGGCUCGGCCCCCUGGCUGAAGGGUCUUGGCAUAGAUGGCCCUCUCUUACAAGUUAAAUGAACUGGUAAUAAAAUCAAACACGUGAGAGCAUC